AUGGCCUGCAGGGAUUGUGCUGAGCCGCACGCAGUGAAGUUGUUGAACCAGCGUGAUCAAGAACAGGGCGGUUCCAUUGUGCUUCAUGGUCUUGGUAUGGCACAGCAAGUCCGCCAAGACAUGGUGGGUAUUUAUGACGAGCAUAAAGGGCACGGCCAACAACAAAUCAGGCCAGGCAACCAAAUGAACGAUGAGAACUCGGGACGAGCUUAUAAGUGCAAGCUGUUCCCGAGCAAUCUGAUCUUGCCAUCAACUUCAUUUCUCACGAAGUCCCACCACGCCACCAUGAGAGCGACACUUGCAGCUAUCUCGCUCCUUGCGGCUCUGACCAUGGCUUUUCCUGGUAUUAAGAGCAGACAGAAUGACCUGCAGUCCUGUGUCGAAGGAGUAGGAGGAAAGGAGGGUCAGAGUUAUGGCCAAAACACGGGCACAGAUAACUCCUGUGAGCGCGGCUGUAUCCUAACAGAGAGUGCAGAAGGUCGCGACAACACGGGGGAGGCUUGCACAGGAUAUUGUUUUCCCGAAGAUCAAAGUCCAGCGCCGCGACUCGUCUGCAGGGGAAGUUCCAGCCCCGACGAGCCCUGA
Ramularia collo-cygni is the source of this 585-nucleotide messenger RNA. RefSeq lists its product as uncharacterized. Bases 1 to 585 code for a protein of 194 amino acids. The record is from RefSeq and is a predicted model, not a curated record. Lineage: Eukaryota; Fungi; Ascomycota; Dothideomycetes; Mycosphaerellales; Mycosphaerellaceae. The transcript has 2 exons.